Molecule: messenger RNA, 248 nt
Organism: Austrofundulus limnaeus
Lineage: Eukaryota; Metazoa; Chordata; Actinopteri; Cyprinodontiformes; Rivulidae
Product: voltage-dependent calcium channel subunit alpha-2/delta-1
Source: RefSeq, a predicted model, not a curated record
UGAGAAAUAACCUCCAUCACAUAGUUUAUGCAUGCUCAGCUGUGACACAAAACGGUUUGACCUUCCUUAUUUUCCAAUUUGAAAUCCCAGCAGAGACCAAGGAGCCUGUGUCUGAGUCAGGGAUCCUAGUGAGCAAAGCUGUGGACCUCAUCAUCGAUGAAGUCACACUCAAACCAGCAGUGGUGGGAGUCAAGCUUAAUGUCUCAUUUUGGAUGAACAGUUUCAUUAAUGCAACACAGAAGUUAAAU